Molecule: messenger RNA, 1320 nt
Organism: Didymodactylos carnosus
Lineage: Eukaryota; Metazoa; Rotifera; Eurotatoria; Philodinida; Philodinidae
Source: the annotation of a GenBank genome assembly
AUGUCAGACAAAGCUCGUUCGAUUACAAAUCUAACACCGAGUUGUGCUCAAACAAUGUGUUGUCAACAUCCAGAAAUUACUUGCCGUCAUUGUGCUCAACAGUAUUGUUAUCUAUGUUUUAUGUCACAUCGUACGCACAUCAUAGAUGACAUGACAUCGAUUCAUUCACAAAUGGUUAAAAAUCGAAAACAAGGUGUCGAUGAUAUUGUCAAAUUUAUUGAUAAACAAGCACAAGAUGCGAAAGAGCAAGCUAAACAACUUGUUGAUGAUGCUAUAAAUAGAAUAUUAAAUGCUUCGAAGAAUAUUUAUCAAUAUAUAGAUAAUCGUCGUCAAACAAAGUUAAGUCGAUUAAAUGAAUGUUUAGACAAAUUUGAUAAUGAUAAAAAUUUACUACAAGAGAAAUUGGAUGGGAAUAUUUUUUUAACAGCUGAUGUUAUAAUGGAUUUACGUAAGAAAUAUGCUUACAAUAUGUUUGAUCAUGUUGGUAAAAUCAAUGAAAAAUCAAAUGUAACAGAGCAACAAACAAAAAAUGAAAUUUUUUUUUCAAAUUAUCGUUUUUAUGAUGAAUUAAUUAAUCUUAGACAAAAAUGGACAUUUUUACAAGCUGCAUUGACAACCGUUUAUUUUCCGUCGAAAAAAGAUAUUUCGUUGGACAAAAUUCUCACGUUUUUAGAAUAUAGACAUGAUCGAGUUUUAGAAAAUUAUCGUGAACAUUUAGCAUUAAAAGAGGAAACAAAAGCUUUGUCGUUAAAAACGGGUGAUGAACUGUUGAAUCAAUUAAGUUUUUUAAAAUUGGCGACAUCUAUUCAAAUAUUACGUAGUCGCAGGGAAGAGGUUAGAACUGAGAAAAAAUUAAACGUCAAAGAAUCUUAUAAUUUUUAUUAUACCAUUGAUGAAUGCGACGUGAUUCCUGCUCUCAGUGAUAAAAAAGAUUAUUCACAUUCAUCUACAACACCGUUAACAAAAAAUGAAGAAAAAUCGAAUGGAGCUACCACUCCUGAUAAUAAAAAUGAAGAAAUAAUCACUGCAAUCAAAAUCAUUAAAACACCAUCAAUACCGUUGACAAAAAAUGAAGAUGAAAAAAGAGAGGAUGUUUUAAUUCCAUCAGCGUCUGCCAAUAAUAUAGUUAACGAUGAUACAAGUAGUCAAGAUAGUGAAAAUAGUUGGCAAUCCGUUAAUCGUUACGAUUAUGAAGAUCUUCAUGAAGAACAAGAUUCAAAAAAUGCAAAAAAAUUAGAAGAAUGUGAUAAACGUUAUCAAAAAUUAGUUGAAACAUUAAGAAAAGUAGAAAAACAAUUUGAUAUUAAACCAGUCAUAUAA